This is a messenger RNA of Chenopodium quinoa (quinoa), 1504 nucleotides long. RefSeq names its product vacuolar iron transporter 1-like. The record is from RefSeq and is a predicted model, not a curated record. Gene Ontology annotation, cellular component: vacuolar membrane. The transcript is spliced from 4 exons. NCBI's taxonomy places the organism in Eukaryota, Viridiplantae, Streptophyta, Magnoliopsida, Caryophyllales, Amaranthaceae. Gene Ontology annotation, molecular function: manganese ion transmembrane transporter activity; iron ion transmembrane transporter activity. The coding region runs from base 294 to 1028 and encodes 244 amino acids. Gene Ontology annotation, biological process: intracellular manganese ion homeostasis.
UUUUUUUUUUUUUUUUUGGGAAGCAAUAUUAGAUUUGAUGACAUUUAUCAGUUGUGAACACAUCUUAGAAUAUGAAAGAUUCUCUAACAAUUAUGCAAAACCAAACAAAUAAAAUCUCGAGUGACUGACUUACCAACUUCAGCCAAUUCACCACUCUCCUUUCCUUUUUUCUUUAAUCUUCUGCCUUUUCCUUUCCCCCCUUUAUAAACCCCCCAAAAAAUUCACAUUUCAGUAAUCAUUCAUUUCACUCAUUAACUUUUCUCAAAAGAAAAAAAAAAAAGAGAGAAAUCGAAAUGGCUUUUACAGCAACCUCAGUAUCCCAAAAAACGGCACUUUUAGACCAACACAAAGAGAAGCAUUUCACCGCAGGAGAAGUUGUGCGUGACAUUAUCAUUGGUGUGUCUGAUGGCCUUACUGUCCCUUUCGCCCUCGCCGCCGGCUUGUCCGGGGCUAAUGCCUCCUCCUCUAUUGUCCUCACUGCCGGCAUCGCUGAAGUCGCUGCCGGCGCCAUUUCCAUGGGCCUUGGCGGGUAUUUGGCGGCGAAGAGUGAGGCAGAUCAUUAUGCAAUGGAAUUGAAGAGAGAACAAGACGAGAUAAUAUCAGUGCCUGAUACAGAGGCUGCUGAGGUAGCAGAGAUAUUGGCGCAGUAUGGAAUAGAGCCACAUGAGUAUGCUCCUGUUGUAAAUGCUCUUAGAAGAAAGCCUCAAGCUUGGCUUGACUUUAUGAUGAAAUUUGAGCUAGGUUUGGAGAAGCCAGACCCAAGAAGAGCCCUACAAAGUGCAUUUACAAUAGGCAUAGCCUACAUAAUUGGUGGUUUAGUCCCCCUAUUUCCUUACAUGUUCAUCCCUGUGGCAAUGAAAGCUAUGGUUGCAUCCAUUAUUGUAACCUUAAUCGCGCUGUUCAUCUUUGGUUACGCGAAAGGCCACUUCACUGGCAGUAAACCGAUCAAGAGUGCUCUUCAAACUGCGCUGAUUGGUGCUCUGGCUUCUGCUGCUGCAUAUGGCAUGGCUAAGGUUGUUCAAGGAUAGCACAUAUGCAAAGUUGCAAACCUUUUAUUUUAAUAGGAUUUUGGAUUUUGUUCUAGUGUUUUGAUGUUUGGUAGAGAGUAUUUUGAGUUUUAGUUUCCUUUUAAUUGUACUUUUGCUUUAGAUUAGUCUUUUAGCAAAAUUCUUUGUGUUUGAUUUCAAAUGACUGCAUUGGUAUCCCUAUAAAUCUUGUCUCUCCUCCCCUCCCACGGCCUUGCCGACCAUCCACAAUUGAUAGUCUAAAUUGGUUGGCGGCCAAACAAAAGACACCCUAGCUAGAGGUGUGACAAUCGUCUAGUGGUACUAAUGGCUGUGCAGUGGUCGAUUGAUGGUGGUAGUGGUCGGAUAGUCGUGCUAGUGAUGAUGUUAGUGGUGAUGCAGUAGCCAGUAGGUAAUGUUAAUGGUGAUAGAGGAGAGAGAAAGCGAGUUUUUGCUUAAGAAUUUACCAUAUAACCCUUGAUAUUAACAAGUUUUGAAAU